UCGGCAGGCGGACUCUCAACCACUGCGCCACCAGGGAAGCCCACGUUUCUGUUGUUUUAAUCCACCUCCUAUCCAGAGGAGAAAGAAGGCAGCCAGGUAGCCUGGCACUGCUGGCCAGCUUUCUGGGUCAGCCCCUCUCCAGGCCAUGGAGAAGCUAUGUUACCUUGCAGAUGUCCUUCCCACCUUGAAGGUCCCCGGCACACAGCAUGCUCGUGGUGAGCAGAGGCAUCGUGGGGAAGCAUGUUUCCCACUCGAUCAGCUGGAUGUUGACUUUCCAGAGCACUGUUUCCGUACUUCGCUUAGGAACUGACCCAAAGAAGCAGCAGAUGGGGAGAGAACCCUGAGUUCAGCGUGGUCCCUUUGGAGGACCCACCCACAUCAUGUCUUUUCACCUCAACAACAAGGGAACUGCUCUGUGGCCCCGGCAAUGACCCAGAUUUGGACUGGGUGAGGAGGGGGUAGGAGGGGUGUCCGGGAGACUCUUGAGCCCACCCUCUCUGAAUCAAGAGCUCCUAGGACUGGGUCUCUACUGGAUUUCAGCCUCAGUGAACCAUUUUCUCACCCUGCCAAGGGUGCCAGGUUCCAGCAAGGGUCCUAAAAAGGAGUUUCAUUCAAAUCCAUGAGGAUGUAAAGAGAACCCACGAUGACAAGUUCUGUCCUGGGACCCACGGCACAAAAAGAUGGGCUUGAAGCUUGUGUCGGGGUCCUUGAGGAGUUCACUGCCUGUGGGCUCUAGCUGAGCCCAACUCCUAGAAUGUCCACUUCCGAAGAUGGGGAUGUGUUCCUCUUUGUAUGUUGCUGACUCCCCGGAGCCUACACACUGCCUGCAUCAUAGAGGAGUUUCAAAGAAAAUGAGGUUUUCGGUGUCAAGAUUUCCUUUACCAUGUACGACCUCCAAGGUAGAUCUUAUUCCAAAACAAAAGAAAGAGAAAAUAGCAAUGGGCUGCAGUUAGAAUCCACCACACACUGAGGAUCGAUCCUCCACAGAGAUGAUUCCCACCGUCAAGGAUACGCGUCUGCCAUGGGAAAUCUACAACGUCUGCAGGCACCCCGCCUAUGAUAUCCAAAGCUUCUGACUUCUCAGAACUGUUUAUUCUUUGGCCACAUUUCACUAAGAGCAGAAAGAAGGAAGAGGGAGGAGAGACCCAGCGCCCAACAGUCAAGAUGAAGAAACAGUCUUGGAGAGAUCACGUGAUUGCUGAAGACCAUUCAGCUUACAAGAGACAGAUGGGGAUUUUUCGGGCAGAAUGCGGUGAAAGACCCGUUUUUGAGAGAGGAGCUCAGUAUUCCAGAAUCAUAGGAGGGAUGGAGGCUGAGGUGGGUGAGUUUCCAUGGCAGGUGAGUAUUCAAACAAGAAAUGAACACUUCUGUGGUGGCGCCAUCAUCAGCAAGUGGUGGAUUGUCUCGGCGGCUCACUGCUUUCACUCUGAGAUCUCGCCAACAGAACUGAGAGUCGUGCUGGGAACGAAUAGCUUAAGCAGCCCAUCCCUGGAAAUAAAGGGGGUCACAAGCAUAAUUCUGCACAAGGACUUUCAAAAACUCAACAUGGACAAUGAUAUCUCCCUGCUGCUGUUGGACACGCCCAUCACAUUCAGCGAACUGAAAGAACCCAUCUGCAUGCCCACAGAGCCCGGCCUCUCCAGGUGGCACAAAUGCUGGGUGGCAGGAUGGGGGCAGACCCAAACUGGUCUCAAACAGCCUAUGGAAACAGAGCUGCUGAAAGUGCCCAUGACCAUCGUGGAUUGGGAGAAGUGUUCAAAGGAAUUUCCAAGACUUACCAAAAAUAUGCUGUGUGCUGGAUUUGAGAAUGAGACCUACGAUGCUUGCCAGGGUGACAGCGGGGGUCCUCUCGUCUGUACCACAGAAUCUGGCAAGAAGUGGUACCAGGUGGGCAUCAUCAGCUGGGGAAGGAGUUGUGGACAGAAGAAUGUUCCAGGAAUAUACACCUUGUUAGAAAACUACCACUCCUGGAUCAAGAAGAAAAGAAAGAGCAAACCCUGACAAAUGCAUAUUGUUUUCCAAAUAUAAAUGCCGCACCGCUUCCGCCCACGCGCAGAUGUCACCCCCUCUUCCCGGCUGCCCGGGUGUCGGUGUCGCCGGCCUGGGCGCUCUGCCACGACCGCUGUGGGCGCAGAUGGAGCCCAUGAAGUGGACUGCUGGCCGCCACUCGAGGUCACCUGGUUUCCUAAGAAGCAGAUUCUCGGCAGUUUCUCACAGGAGGAGCAUUUGCAACUCACAGCUCUGCUGGCAUCCUUUCCCCAUCCCUCCCCGCCCGAACACAGCUCGCUCGUUUGGAAAGUAACUGUGAAACCUUUUACCCCUCCUGUUGAAAAGCACCUUCUCACCCAUCCCUUUUGCCUGUAGAGGUAGCAGGGCAGAGAGGACCACUCCCACUGCUCAGAUGAGGAAGCCGAGGCUCAGAGAAGGGAAGGCGUUCCCUCGGACUGAACAGUGCUAAGAAUGUGGAUGGGAGCAGGGGGGUGAUGCCGAAAGCUCAGCUUCUCUGUGCGCCAGUGCUGAAUCAAAUCUCGGGGACAGAGUUUUGGGUGAAGUAGAAAAGAAUAGCUUUAUUACUUUGCCAGGCAAAAGGGGACACAGUGGGCUCCUAAAUCGAAAAACUAUGUGUCCCCACCCAGGAGGAUGUGAUGAGGAGUUUUAUAACAGUACUUCAAGGGCGGGGUUGCUGACAAGAUGAGGGUGUGUGCAGGGUCUCAGCUGGUCCGUCUCCUAAUCGUGAUGGGCUUCUCUGGUCCCUUUAAUCUCGCCUCAGGUGGUUCCUUGAUUAGCAACUGUUCGAAUCUUCCCUUUGGAACUCAGGGAAGGUCAUGGAGGCUGGAGUCUUGCUUACAAGAAACGGGGGACAAAAAGAGGCCUCCGUGCCCAGGCCCCACUCGGUUUCAGGGGUAGACAUGUUGGAGACCCCAGGGCACCCCAGGAGCCCAAGUGGCCUGGCUUCUAAUUCCACUGCUCCCUUGCUGCUGAAGUCCGGAAUGUCUCAGAUUCCCUGGCCUCCAGGCUCCCCGAGGAGCAGGCAGAACACACACCAUGGAACCCUCCUUGUUAACAAAGGCUGCCAUGUGCGUAAUGCUUCCCACACGUCAACCGUCCUUGUAAAUACUCUUAUACGUAUUAAGAUCUUGUUGCUGAAAUCUCGGCUUCUGUACACCCAUGCCAAAUAGAAAUACGGAGACAGAAUUGAGGAGGAAAGCGAAAGAAUAGCUUUAUUUCUUUGCCAGGCAAAGAGGGAACACAGCAGGCUAGCACCUCCAAAAACUGCACCCCCCUUGGAGAAGCUUUAUAGUAAUGGUUCAAAGAAGGUGUGAUCAGCUUGUGGACAUUCUUCUGAUUGGUUGGUGGUGAGGUAAUUGGGAGUCGGCAUCAUCAACCUUCUGCUUCCUACUGGUCAGGGGGUCUACAUGCUUGUGGGAAGCAUACCAUCGUUAACUGUUAACUUUUCCUACCUGGAGGGGGUAUCUGCAAAACAGCUCAUAGAUAUUGUUGUGUCCAUUGAUGGGGAACCAGGACCUGCCCCAAGGCGGCACUAUUGUUUCUCUUGACUGCUCCUCCCUUGUCUCCCAUCCCU
Molecule: messenger RNA, 3583 nt
Organism: Aethalodelphis obliquidens (Pacific white-sided dolphin)
Lineage: Eukaryota; Metazoa; Chordata; Mammalia; Artiodactyla; Delphinidae
Gene: PRSS55
Product: serine protease 55
Exons: 9
Coding region: 1057-2001 (314 amino acids)
Biological process (GO): proteolysis
Molecular function (GO): serine-type endopeptidase activity
Source: RefSeq, a predicted model, not a curated record